This is a messenger RNA of Centruroides sculpturatus (bark scorpion), 534 nucleotides long. Its product is annotated as 60S ribosomal protein L7-like. The annotation marks the transcript as partial. Gene Ontology annotation, biological process: maturation of LSU-rRNA from tricistronic rRNA transcript (SSU-rRNA, 5.8S rRNA, LSU-rRNA). Gene Ontology annotation, cellular component: cytosolic large ribosomal subunit. The transcript has 3 exons. Gene Ontology annotation, molecular function: structural constituent of ribosome; RNA binding. Lineage: Eukaryota; Metazoa; Arthropoda; Arachnida; Scorpiones; Buthidae. The record is from RefSeq and is a predicted model, not a curated record.
UUUUAUUUAUAUGUUGUUAAAGUCAAAUUGUGUAUUAUUUUCAGUAUAAAUGGUGUGAGUCCAAAACCACGUAAGGUAUUGCAGUUAUUUCGUUUACGCCAGAUCAACAAUGGAGUGUUUAUUAAAUUAAACAAGGCUACUAUUAAUAUGCUUCGUAUUGCAGAACCUUACAUUACUUGGGGUUAUCCAAAUCUGAAGGUUGUUCGUGAACUUAUAUAUAAGCGAGGAUUUGGAAGAGUAAGUCAUAGAAGAGUACCUCUCACCGAUAACUCUAUAAUUGAACAAAGACUAGGAAAGUAUGGAAUCAUCUGUAUGGAAGAUUUGAUUCAUGAGAUUUAUACAGUUGGACCUCAUUUUAAGAAGGCCUCAAACUUUUUAUGGCACUUUAAAUUAAAUAAUCCUAAAGGUGGCUGGAGAAAGAAAACCGUUCAUUAUGUUGAAGGAGGAGAUUUUGGAAAUCGUGAGGAGAAUUUGAAUGUUCUUCUGAAGAAAAUGAUUUAAGUGAUUUAAUAAAAAAAAGGUGUACAUGGAAAA